Molecule: messenger RNA, 8508 nt
Organism: Porites lobata
Lineage: Eukaryota; Metazoa; Cnidaria; Anthozoa; Scleractinia; Poritidae
Source: the annotation of a GenBank genome assembly
GCUGUUCGUUGUCUGUUCAAGAGGACCUAACUGGUGAGCAAGCUUUAAUACGAUUUCUAGUUUGGAAGAGCAAUUAGUGCUCUGGUUUGCUUUAUAAAUUGUGUUUAAAGCAGCUGCUGAUCAAGGAAUUGGGUUUUACGCUCAAAUUUUUGUCAGAACUAGCUUGUUCUUUGCAGCUCGAUUUACAUUGAGGUAGCGUAUUCGCUUCUCGACUCAGAGCCAGGGUUUUCAGUGUUCUCUUUUGCUUUGUGAAUUGAAUUUUAAGCGGUAGUUGAUCAAGCCAUAGGGUUAUAUUCUCAAAACAUAUAUCAGAACCAGCGUGUUCUUCGCAGGUCGAUUUUCAUUGAGGCAGAUCUCACCUUUCGUGAGGGAUGAAACGUAUUUGCGGACCUUUUUUUUAGAAUUUAUUUAUGUCUUUCGAGAGAUUUUGUCAACCAGCAUGUUUUUUUGCUGCUCGAUUUACAUUGAGACAGCCCAAAACUCCCGUGAGGAAUGCAACGAAUUUGCGGACCUUUUGUUUUUCAGACUAUCAUUAUGCCUUUCAAGAGACUCUUUGUCCUGUGACACUCGCUCAUUAGAUCUUUGUGUUUUAUUCAAGUUUAUAUUUUUAUACCUCUAAUACAUUCCGCCCCAUUCUUGCGCGCUUUUCACACAUUUUACCUUACACCAUAUUUUGUCUUAUGUAUAUUACCACGCGAAAUAUUUUUCUUAUCCCUGAUGACGUUGUUGCUCGGAAUUUAAUUAUUAUUUUUAAUUUCAGCAGUCAAAGGCCUCAUUUGAACUAUAUUUUUCUUUCUAACGUUUAAAGCUUUGAUACAAUGGAAUUUUCCAUGAAACAUAAGUGUUAAGUUGCUCAUAUUUACCAACAAAGCUUCAAGCCAUGCUGUUAUUGUUCAAUAAAAGUGAAAGCCUAGAAUGUGCCAAAGUUGUUCUUUUGAAGUUGGGUGCCAUCCUUUUCUAAAGCGGAAUCCAUUUUAAACCUCUAAAAUUAUAAACAAAAUAUCGCGAAGAUCUAAAUAGGCACAUUCCACAAAAGAUAAACGAAUUCGCCUCGUUGGAACUUGACGGAAGGUACCCCUAGUAUUAACAAAAAAGCCUGUCUUUUUUGUUUAUUACACUUAUUUGUUUAUUAUGCGCGCCCUUUUUGCUUUAUAAGCAAAUAAAUUGUGCUUAUUAAACAAAAGAGCUGCGCUUUUAGGCUUGUUAAACAAAACCUCCACUACACAACCAUGGCAACAAAUUAUUUCUCCCAACCUCCAUUACGGGAAAAAUUAUGUAAGGCUAAAACAACGGCGCUACUUCAGCAUCUUUGCACAUGCAAGAAUUGUAUUUUGCUGAAUAGCCGACUGGUUAUUCGCUACAUUAAAAGAAAAAAAGACGUGUCUUUUCGUUUUGGAACAUAUUAUUUUGCCAAAGAAAGAUCUUCGCAGCGCAGUGAUCGGCAACGGCGACUCGGCCGCAAGCAAGAAUCUUGUUCAAAAGAUUUCAGUGUUUUUAAUAAAACAUUCACUCCUGUUGGCACUUGCCGGAAGGUACCCCUAGUUUAUAUUUAAUGUUUCACCCCAGUGUUUUACCCAGUUUAAUGGCAGUGUCCAUCGAGUCGUUUGAUUUUUCAGUGAAUAUUUGGCCUCAAAUUCUUGAAAAAACUUUAGACAUUCGGGCAUUAUUUUGUCACCGUGGAAGUCCAGUGGAACUAUGAGGAUAGCCUUCGUAGCAUGGCGGUUUUGUCGAACGCACUACUGAGCGGCGAAGCCGCAAAAGCGCGCGCGCACUACUAUGAGGAACAUUCAAAGUGGCCAGAUUCUUUCUCUUCACUCCCUAUUAAUAGGGAAAGUGCCACGGCAUUGUUCGUAUUACAGAUUAUACACUUAAAGUUGCUCAUUUUGUCUGUUUCCUGUGUACGUCGCGAUUUCCUUUAUUUAAAAGUUUUUUUUUCCAAUUCGUGUUUCUUUAACGUGACUCGACCCAGUUUUUGGGGGGGAGUGACAUCCUACUUUGAAGCUCUCUGGUAUCCCCACCUUUACUUUUAUCGCAAGUCUAACACAUAGAAUGGAUAACAUAUAGAUCAGUCUAAAAUAUAACAUAAAAUUUUUGGCGAUCGGAGUAAAUGUCACGUGGUUAUAAUGCCACGCCCCUUUGAGGUAUGAGUCGAAAAUCUGCUGUUGCCGGCAUUUUUUCGUGAAAAUCUUUCAGCUACACAUAGUGCGCAUUAGUGCCUUGCGCUGAACACAGUUUCACCAAAAUCGCAAAGACCCAAUUCGAGAAAUUCAGCGGUUUCCAAAUUUAGGUCAUAAUUUAUGCGAAAAUGAUAAGCAAACUUUACACGAUUAUAUCUAAUAAACUAUGAGAUUCAUCCCUUUAUUUUGGACAUCGUUAUAACAGAUGGGUCCUUGCAAGUCAGCAAAACGCUUUUGGGCCUUGUAAAUGCGCGCGAUUUCGAGAAAAGCAAACAUAUAGAAAUUAUAGUUUUCGCUAUUUGUUGACGUUUGUCAACGUUUAAGAGUCCUUCUCACGAAAAAAGCAUUUUCUUAAAAAUUCGUAAUUUUUUUUUCUUCAAAUUUUUUCAGGGCCACAAUUGAGUAACUAACUACCCGGACUCUGAAUUUCAUGGUCAUUGAAAAACUGUGACAUUAUCUUCUAUAAGCCCAAACUUGAGUAAACAUUGAAGAUUUUUAGCGUUUUGGAUGAGUCUGUGCUUUGGGAGUUGUCUAUUGUUUCUAGUCGGUCAUGAUACAGCACUGAUUCUUGUUCAGCACGCGUGCAAUGACCGCGCUUGGCUGACGUCCAAAUGCUCACCGAUUUUGGUGAAACUGUGUUCAAGGCAAGGCACUAAUGCGCACUAUGUGUAGCCGAGAGAUUUUCACGAAAAAAUGCCGGCAACAGCAGAUUUCGACUCAUACCUCAAAGGGGCGUGACAUUAUAACCACGUGACAUUUACUCCGAUCGUCAAAAAUUUUAUGUUAUAUUGUAGAUUGAUCUAUAUGUUAUCCAUUCUAUGUGUUAGACGUACGAUAAGAGUGAAGGUGGGGAUACCAGAGAGCUUCAAAGUAGGAUGGUACCCCCCCAAAAAACUGGGUCGAGUCACCUUAAGUCGCGUUAACUUCUAUAAAGUCCAAAUUCGCUGGGACCGUGAGUCUUAAAAAAAAUUAGAAUCCACAGAAUGUUGGUAAAAACAAUCAACAAAAUUUUAAAUGAAAUUACAUCACCUACGGAAGACAUAAACUUUAUCAAUUGUUCGUUUACUUAACACUCAUUUGGAGUUAUAAAAACUCCGGUUAUUUUCGUGGCGGAUCACCGUCUGAUAUUUAGGAUUUCAACGGACUUUAUUGUAGAGUAUUUGGGACGAUGUGAAAGAAAGCGGGUUUCGGUUUCGAAUACGUGGAACUCGCAUAGGGGGUACAGUCAAUUUUCCCUCGCCUCUAGCGAUUUGCUCAUAACUUUUACAUGAAGUUUCCGCGAUCGUAAACUGAGUUAUUAAGGGCCUCGCCAUGUUACAAAUAGUCAUUGAUGUUACAAAUAGUUAGAUGAACAGCUGGAUGAAGUUUUUAAUUGCGUCUCUUGCUUCUAUUAAACAACUCGUUCAUCUUGGUAUCUGCCGCGGUUUAUUCGAAGGUGUUAGGAGUUCGUUUUCAAUAGUAUAAUUGAAAACAUGACGCAAGUGAUUAGCUGCAGGGCAUAAAUUUGCGGCAAGCAGUUGAGAGGCCUGGCACGUUAGAAUUUUCUUUUUUCAUGUUCUUGGAAAACAAUGAUUCGGAACUUAGCACUCUAAAAUAAAUAGCGCUUCCCGAUGGCAAAGUUGGCACAACUCUGAGUUGCUCGACAUUGGGAAGUUCAACUGUGCUUAGAUAAAUUACAAAACCACUAAGGACUGCGAGACAGCUAAAAGGUAAAAGAAUAUGUACUCCCCCCAAUAAACAUAACCGAUUAUCUCUAACAAAAUUCGAUUUUAAUGGCCUACGGGAUGACUGCAUCAUCAACUUGUAAAUUAGAUCGUUGAUAUCUCAAUGACAAUUUGGCUGAGAAUUUAGUCUGUUCACAGGCGUUCUAAUUUCGUUUUAGUCGUCGGGCGCGCGUACGAAAAUAUAAAACCGCGGAGGAUUGAUUUAUUGACCGCUGGGACUGAGUGAAACGUCUUGAUCUACAUGGGUAUCUGGUUGGUUCGGAGAACCUCUCAGAUGUGCAGUAGAGAAAAGCAAUGCUUUCUAGUAUAUCGGGUGCAAGAAGAAAACCGUACAUUAACGAAAACAUUUUGAGGCUUGUCUACUAAAUUCCCUACGGUUUUCUGAACUUUAUUUUUCACAUUUCACUGCCCAUCUUGGCUAUUUUUCGUAGGAAAAGGAAACCUAAAAUUUUCGGAUUCAAAAAGGUAACGGAGAGAGGAAAAUAGAAAAAUUCUCACUUUCGUAAAACGUUAAAUUGCAUCUAAAAUUUUUGGGAAGAUAAUACUGAAGCCCUCGUAAUUUCGAAAAGAUUCAAGUUCCCCUAGGAUGACAGAACAGAUACAAAUUUUAUAGCACCGCUUUGAAUGCACUCCUAGAUAUCUUAAAGUACACUGGGCAGCCUAAAAAGUGUUUUCAAUGCAUUUCGGAGGAAACCGUCGUUGGGUGCCCCUGAACAAUCAGUCUUUUUCUACACUUCGCAGUUUCUAUACCGCGCAUUUUUCACACUCCGCAAAUUUAAGAAAAUUAGUUGCCUUAGAUAUGUUAUUAUCCUGAUCCGGCUUUCUUUUCUUUGUCACCUUAACAAGGUAGCUAGUCUUCGGAACAAAAUGUCACUGUCAUAUGCCAAAGGUUUUAUCCUCCUGGGUAUCAUCAUUUUGGUUCCCAAGCCAGGAAUGUCUGAGCUUCCGUAUGAAGUCCUGGAUUCGCUGGUAGAGCUUAGUGAGUUUGAUGACUUCAAAGAUCUGAUGAAAGUCAAUGUAUCUGAUGAGCGAGGGCCUACUCGUUCAAUAUAUCGACUCGACCUAGGCCCAAAGUAUGUGGCCUACUACGAAAUAGACACUGGAAAAGACUACGUCAUACUAUCCUCUGGCCCUAAAACCGGAGACUUUAGAGAAGUACAGAGUGGCCCAGAUCCAAGACCAACGGAUCUCCUGAUACAGCAGGCUAACAAAAAUGGUCAGAAGUGUGAGAAGUUCUAUCGAUUGUCACCAGUGGGACUGACAAUUUGCAACAACUACAAGGGAACCGUUGUGGCAGCAAGUUACAACUGGACAGCUGAUGUUGCUGAGGUAUUUUUUUUUGUUUUGCAUUAUUGUAUUUAUGUUACAGAUAGCCCUACAAAAAUUAACCUGGUGAUGAAAGAAAUUGCAUUCAAGCCUGGAUAAUUUUUAACAAAGCAACGUUUCUUUCCUUCUAUUUCUCUUUUUACCCCCACUGCUCAAAAACACUUCUCUCUGUUUUGUUUGACUUAAAAUUCUUAUGAAAUAGAGCUCAAAGUCUCGGAAGCCUUUCUACGCUUAUCAAAGACAAUGUCUUUGUCAAUUUUAAUUGCAUGCACUGCUGCAAGGAUCGUUCCUUUAGUUCUAAGCAAGUGAGUAUGAUCAGGUUUUAUCGGGUUCUAAGCCCCCAAAAAAACUCUUUAGUAAAAUACAUCAAUAAGACAUUAAGUGAACUUCACUUGUGGCCUGUAAGAGAAACCUCAUGUUUUGAACAAGAACUUUCGAUUGCUUAUUUUAAGCAAGUAUCUAAUGAAGAGCAAUUGUUAAAACAGUGAUCAGAUGCAAAUUACAGGGAGUUUGAAGGAUUCAAUUGAGAAAACAGGAUAAAAUAUGUUUGAAAUAUACAGUGGAGCAUUUAUCACUGAAAUUGAGAAAGUCUGUCUUACAACAUGUUCUCCUUGAGGUCAAGAGUAGGCAAAUUGUUAACCAUUCUAUAGUUUUCUCCCUAUUUUGCCUUCUUUAAUGAAAUUUGUUGACGUCACCAUCCCAUGACCACUUCAUAUUUGAAUGUUAUUAAAGCCAAAUUCCACUUCCCACUCUAAACAGAUUGACAACUGGCACAUACUAGACCAGAUGGUGAAGACAAGCCUAAAUGAGUUCCAAGAGAUGUGGAGAAAGAGAGCAAAAGAACGUCGAACAGUUCUAGACUGGGCAACAACAGACACGGGCAAAACACGAAAGAAGAAAGUAACUGACGAAGAAGCCCUUUCACCUGGAUCAGUUGUAAAAGUCGCCCUUGGUGAAAAGUUCAAGUCACUUAAUAUCUACGUCACAAGUUUUGGCAAAAGUGGUUUUCAUCCCAAUUCAAAAUCAACAAAAGCAACAUGGCAACACAAACUCUGUAAAGUGCUUGUUGACGUCUGUCUAAAUGGUACAUCCAAAGUGAAUCCAUUUGCUGUGAAGAAAACACCCAACAACCUAGUUUAUUUAAAACUCGAAAUCCAUGGGAACCCGGUAUUUGUGAAGAGGAUAUUAGAAGGCCGUGAACUAGGUUUUGAAAUCAGAAUCCAGAUGUACAAUCACCAAUCGGCCACAAAACACUAUGCAAUUAACUUACAAUCAAAACGGUUCGGACGUUCUCCGCCAGGAAGCGGUAACAAAAGAGUAGCUGGUGCUGACUAUGACAUGCCCGAUUAUAAUCAACACAAAUGUUGUGGUAAUUGUUACAGCGGGUGUAGUCCCGUGGCCUGGGCUCAAGUUUUUGGAUACUACGACCGCCGCGCAUCAUCAUUUUCCUCGAUAUUUAGUCCUAAAAUAUACGGACACAGUUAUGAAACAGCACCAAAAAAACUGACAAACAAGGUGAAAUACUUUGUGGAAGAUAUUCGUCGACAGGUCAAAACGUUCUGUGACAAUGGAGAGGGUGCCACUUACCCUGAAAAGAUGCGACUCAUCCAGCCAUGGUUUCAGGCCCGCCAGGGAGGAAAGGCACGUGUUGUCAGUUACCUGGAGCCACAAUCGGCUGUAUGGUUAAGAAUCAUAGGAAAGAGGUGGCUGGAUAUUGGAUAUCCUGUUGUUUUUGACUUCCAAUACAGCAAAAAGGAUGGGCACUCAGUGGUUGCCACAAAAUACCGCACUAAAUCAAGAAACUAUCGCCACUGCGAGACUUGGGACCGGUGCUCUGUCAAGAAAACCAGGUGCACCUGGAACACAGCCCAAGACUACGAAUUCUUCCUUCACUAUGGCUGGGGUGGUUAUAACAACCAAUGGCAGAUGCUGGAUCCAACUGAUGCUCAUGUUGCCUACAUUAUCAAGUGACAACUCGUCUAUGCCGUCAAAAAUGAAACAGUCCCGGAGAGUUCUCUAGCUUAAAUUAAAAGACUAAGAAAGUACAAAUCAAUUAAGCAGGGUAUUUUAGUGUUCAAGAGUCCAAAUUAUUAUAAAUUUGCUUUGCAAAGGGUGCAUGGUUGCUUAGAACAGAGGCAUUAAUUGAGACAAUCCCAUUAAAACAUUGCGAGUGUGUUUCGUCACGGAAUGAGCCAAGUUAGAGCCAAGACAAAUGAAAAUAAUAUUAGCACAUCUUUCUUUCCUCAAUUAAUGUUUCAAGUAAAUCUAAGACGAACAACAGUGUGCUGAGUUCCUUUCCGUAUCUCCGUAGCAACAAAAAGAGUUCUACGACAACAACAAAAAAUCCCGAACUUGACUAAUUUCAACAUCAAUUUUACUAAGGUAUAACAAAGCCUGGAUCGAAUCAAACCCUCUACCUUACAGAAUGACGCUAAUUCAGUUGCAGGAUUACAGGGCUUGAUCAACCCGCUUUACUGUUUUCUCAACGCCACAGUUAAUUGUACUGUUCUUCCCCUUUUAGUGAACUAACUGUUAAGUUUGUUAAUCAUCCCAUCAAUUAUUGUCUUUAAGCAACGCUUUCAAUGCUCGCAAGGAGUCAAAAGGGAAAAUUCAAUAUUUUAAAAUGAUCUUAACAACAUCCACGGGCUUACACAUCUACAGGUAAUGGCUGAAUUUAUUAGAUGUUGUUGGUUGAUAUCACUCAAAUUAGAAGUUUGAGUCUAGUCCCAUAGCUCUAAAGCACAAGUUAAAAUCUUUACUCCAUAUCGAUUCUGCAACAACCCAAGAUGCCCAGCCAACUGGGCUUUCUAGAAUGCAACCCUAGACACUUCAUUGCUAGAAAACCUAUAACUAGAGGUAGUUCCAGUCCUGUUGUUUGCCCUCUUUAUCGUUAAUAACAUUAUUAACAAUAAGGAGUUUGAGACAAAAGGGAACAAAAAUAAUUACAAUAAAAUUAAAUUUCAUUGAGCCAUAAAAAAAUUUAAACAGUGUAUGUUGACUCUGACAUGUACAUGUAUCCUAGGUGGCAUGGUACAAUGUACUUACUAACCUUACGGUGUAGGGCUUUAGAUUUUAAGAGUAAAAUGAAUGAUAGACUUUCUUGACACACAAACCGCGGGAAAGCUGUUUCAAGGUUCAGAUUUAUCUGGUUAAUCAUAAGCAGACGAUCUGCUUCGUGCAUUCCUAAAAGUGGUCGAGAGUUAUGACAACUACAGUACGUGGUUAGAAGUUUUCUUGUCCCUGACUUUUUGUAACAAACCAGACCAUUAAUUUUGUACGAC